Molecule: messenger RNA, 1632 nt
Organism: Conger conger (European conger)
Lineage: Eukaryota; Metazoa; Chordata; Actinopteri; Anguilliformes; Congridae
Gene: npy8br
Product: neuropeptide Y receptor Y8b
Exons: 2
Coding region: 288-1394 (368 amino acids)
Biological process (GO): G protein-coupled receptor signaling pathway
Cellular component (GO): neuron projection; plasma membrane
Molecular function (GO): neuropeptide Y receptor activity; neuropeptide binding
Source: RefSeq, a predicted model, not a curated record
UGAAAAGAUGCGUUGACAUUCACGAAGCUCAAAACAUUCACUCUACGAUCCCCUGUCAGCCGUGUGAUACGAGCUUCUGUCUGCCGAUACACUCGCUGAAGAGUACACGGACACAUUUUUUGGGGAAACAUCUUCAAAGAAAAGAAGACCUGCAGAGUCGAUGCACAGAACAAACCAUGAGACUUCCUGCUCAGUAAAUCUAAAAAAGGAGAAAAACAUUUUUUGAGACAGCUGUGUUCACUACAUUCAGAGACAAGCCCACAACCUUCUGACAUCAGUCUGGUGUGAUGGAUACAUCUCGUGUGAACAACAGCAGCAGGGCCUUGUGGGGCGAAAUGCCGUGGGGGCUUCUGGACCAGUGCCCCAACUCUGUGAGCAGCACCACCUUCCUGAUCAUCGCCUACAGCGCCGUCAUCGCGGUGGGCCUCAUCGGAAACACCUGCCUGGUCUUCGUCAUCUCGCGGCAGAAGGAGAUGAGGAACGUCACCAACAUCUUCAUCGCCAACCUCUCCUGUUCCGACAUCCUGAUGGGCAUCGUCUGCCUGCCCGUCACGGUCAUCUACACCCUUAUGGAUCGCUGGAUCCUGGGUGAGGUUCUGUGCAAGUUCACACCCUUUGUCCAGUGCAUGUCCGUCACCGUUUCCAUCUUCUCCCUGGUGCUCAUCGCUCUGGAGCGCCACCAGCUCAUCCUCCACCCCACAGGCUGGAAGCCUGUGGUGGGACACUCCUAUGUGGCGGUGGCUGUCAUAUGGAUGGUGGCCUGCUUCAUCUCCCUGCCCUUCCUCUCCUUCCACGUCCUCACCAAUGCCCCCUACCAAAACCUGAGCAUUCCUUUCCACCCUUUCACCGACCACUUCAUCUGCAUGGAGCGGUGGCCCUCCAAUGGAAACCGGCUGGCCUACACCACUUCCCUCCUGCUCUUCCAGUACUGCCUGCCCCUCGUCCUUAUCAUCCUCUGCUACCUGCGCAUCUUCCUGCGACUACGCCGGCGGAAGGACAUGGUGGACCGGGCGCGGGAGGCCAGAAAGAGAACCAAGGGCUCCCAGAGGGUGAACAUCAUGCUGGCCUCCAUCGUGGUGAUAUUCGCCCUCUGCUGGCUCCCGCUGAAUGUCUUCAAUACAGUGUUCGACUGGAACCACGAGGCCAUCUCCAUGUGCCAGCACGACGUCAUCUUCUCCGCCUGCCACCUGACUGCCAUGGCCUCCACCUGUGUCAACCCCAUCAUCUACGGCUUCCUCAACAGCAACUUCCAGAAGGAGCUGAAGGCCACGCUGCACCGCUGUCGAUGCUGGGGGGCGCCAGAGAGCUACGAAAGCUUCCCUCUCUCCACGGUCAGCACCGAGGUCACUAAGGUGUCGUCACUGAGCAAUGGGUCUUUCGCUGUCAAUGCCUAGUAAAGAUAAAGAGCGAGAGAGAGUGGGACAGAGAGAGAGCGAGAGAUGGAUAAAUAGAGAGAAUAGAUAGAGUGAGAGGGAAAAGAGAGAGAGACAAAAGUGGUAACUGCCAUGGAAUUGCAGUACCAUCUUGCACUGACUUCUCCAGCUUUGGGCUGCGACACCUAUUAUGAACUGUGAUGGUAUCAUCUUGAUGCAUCCACCACUCAGCAAUGUUGAUUCAGAGACCAGUCAUUGA